AAACUUUAGUCUAUGGUGUGUGUCCAUUGUUUUUCUACAAUGUUAUUUUUCUGACUGCUGUUGGUGGACGAAAAAUUUUUAUCUCGCUGCGUCGAGUGUGGCUUUGUGCUAGUGUUCGUGUUCGAUAUAGUGAUUUAUUAGCAAUAGAUCACUAAGAUGUCGUCACCGAGCGCUGGGAAACGUCGUAUGGACACAGACGUCAUAAAGCUCAUCGAAAGCAAGCACGAGGUGACGAUAUUGGGAGGCCUGAACGAGUUCUGCGUCAAAUUCUUCGGACCUCCAGGCACCCCAUACGAGGGUGGCGUGUGGCGAGUCCGGGUGCACCUGCCCGACCACUACCCCUUCAAGUCGCCCUCCAUCGGGUUCAUGAACAAGGUGUACCACCCCAACAUCGACGAGGUGUCGGGCACCGUCUGCCUCGACGUCAUCAACCAGGCUUGGACGGCUCUUUAUGACUUGUCGAACAUAUUCGAGUCGUUCCUGCCGCAGUUGCUCACCUACCCCAACCCCAUCGACCCGCUCAACGGCGACGCGGCCGCCAUGUACCUCCACAAACCCGAGGAGUACAAGAAGAAAGUCUCAGACUACGUCCGAAGAUUCGCCACAGAAGAGGCGCUAUCAGAAAAAGACGCCAUCACCGGCAUGGGCACGACGCCGGCGUCCGGCUCGAAGCCCUCCAACGGCGCGAAUAGCGAGUCCGAGUCCUCCAUGUCCGAGUUCAGCGACGACGAGGCCCAGGACAUGGAGUUAUAACGCACCCCCCGCCACGCGAUUGCUCACUCACUGCCGCUCCGGUUGUUUCUGAACCUACUGUGAGGUCGAUUUGUGUUUGGUGUCGUUCACAUGGCCAUACUGCAGAUGAUUGUAAAGUUAAGACAAGACGCGACUGUCGCGUUUUAAUCAUUUUUAUUUUUUAUUAUCGUGUGCUAAAAGUUAAUUCUUUUUUGUUGCACAAUAGAAUGGUUGACACAUUUUUAAAUUGUUCAUUAUUCUCAAAUUUUAAAUAUUUUGCUGAAUGCGGUAAUAUACUAGUAUUACUACUGCUAUAUGUACUUACUACUAUUUUGGUAGUAUGUAUGUAUUUGCGCUCGGGGGUGUUGCUCUUUCGCUGCGCCCCUACGUUACCGCUGAUACCUAAAAUCUUACACAGCGUAUCUCAACGCACGAUGUUUCAAUACGUCAUAAAUAUUGCAAUCUAUUAAACAUAGUCGCCGUGGUGAAUAUAGAGUGCCAGAGUCCUUUUGUCCGUUUCCUGUAUUUUUGGUAUAUGGUGUAUUUGGUGCAAAAAAUUUACAGAUAUACGUUUUUUUUUUAAAUCAGCUUGUAAUUGUCGUAACUGCAUAUAAUACUCAACUAGGUUGCUAUUGUCGUAACUGCAGUCGCGAUUGGAUAAAAAACUUUACAAUCAACUACAAGAUGGUCAUAUUUAAACGUUAUUUUACUACCUCAGACAAACAAAAACGUUAAAAAAAGUCCCGCCAAAACGUAUCCGGCGUAUUUACGAUUACUAAAAAUCAAAUUCUAAAACAUAUCUUUAGAAAAAAUGUUUUACCAAUUAGUUUUUAUCGAACUACCUACCUUUUAAAAUAGUGAAAAUGUUUUAAAAUUUAGUUGUAAAUUUAUUGAAAUAAAUUCUCAAACGAGGUAGUAUUAUAAUCAGUGUGUUGUGGGACUGUACAAAUAUUGCAUCACAUUUUUUGUCAGGGGUCAUUUGACCUCAUAAAAAAAUGUGAAAAACGAAAAAACUAUUUUUUUAACUUAUAUAGAAUUGCAAUGAAUAGGCUGAAAUUCAAUAUUAUUUAUUAUAAAUAUUUUUAUCUAAAAUAAAAAAAUUAAAUACUUAAUUACAAAUUAUUUAAUUUAAACAUUUAUUUAAUUUGAAAUAAUAUAUUUGUUUAUCAGGUAUUUGAAAUACUCAUUAUAGAGAUUACAAUAAUUCCAUAAUAAGGAACUAUUGUAGGUUACUAGUUAAAUAACCAUUUUUUUUUAAACCAUAGACAUUGUUCAUGUAUAGAGCGUCAAACUUGUGACGUAAUAAAUGUACGGUCCCCAAAUACUUUCAACGCUUCACAGUAAGUUUGCAAAAGUAUGAUAAAGCCAGUAAAGAAUAGUUUUUGUGUCCGCCGUUGGUGAAACUAAUUCAUUUACAUAAUCUGUAUAAUCUAUGGACCACAAAUGCCAAUUUUAGAAUUUUAGAUCAAAAUAAUGAAAAUAUAUAAACUGCUCAGAAAAAAGAAACACGGUGGACACGUAUGUGCUUUAAAUUAUUAUCGAAAAAAAAAUUUCAAUGUAAAUUUAGAAUUCAUAUUUUAAAAUUGGUGUGAUGGAAAUGUAUUUCUUAAUCGGAUAGAUUUUGUCUAUGGGUUUUUGUGUGGACAUCCUUAUGCCGUGCUACUUUUCUAAAUGUCCUGAAAUAUGUCAAAAAUAAAUAUAGUCUUAAUUUUUAACGAUCAUUUUCAACUUUUAAUAAAUUUAUUUUAAUGUUAUGUGAAAUUUUAAUGAGACUAUUUAUAUUUUAAUUUUUCACACAUAAAAUUUUCUACUAUAAAUUUUGUAUAAUUUGUAAGUAAAAUUUGUAUUUUAAAUUUUUAAAUAACAUGAAAAUAAUGGUUUAUGUUUGCACAAUAUAGUAUUAGGGUGAUUAAUGAACUUUUUUUAAUGUGUAAAUUAUUGUUUUUUUUUUUAAUCUUGAGAAGUAUGCCGGAUAAGGUUAUUUAAAAGUCCAUGUGUUACGCUUAUUGUACGAUAGCAGCAAAGUUUUAAGGAUCGUGUUCACUUAGUCGGUGUAAAAUCGUGUAGUUUGAUGUCUUUGGAAUGAGAUUUGUCGGAAAAAUUAAUAUAAGGUACAAUAUAUCGUACUAAAUUUUAUUAUCGACGUGUUUUGAGAAGGUAGAUACUUUAUAAAUUUCGUGUAUCCUGUAUGUAUUGUUUGUAUUGAAACAAACCCAUUUAAUGAGGUACCUUCUCAAAUAUUACGGUAGUAUUUAAUUAUAAUCGAUAAUAAUACUUUUUAAUUCAAUAACAAAUGUGCUGGCAACACAGCGGAUGUGAGUGAGCAAGGUAGCAUUUUGUAAAUAUCUUUUUAAAUCUGUCCCCAUAGCAUAAAUCCAACUUAAAUCGAGCCCGUUGUCGGACUAAAGUCAUCACUUUAUAUCUCAUAGGUAUUUAAUUUUUUUUAUUAUAGUGUUAAUUUUUAAAUAAACGUGUCAUGUCUGUUUCGUACAUCUCCCUCUGGAACUACCGUUUUUGUAGUUUUCAAUUUUACAAUGGCAACACUGAAAUCUAUUGAUAAAAAAUGUGGGCUUCAAUACAUAUAAAAAAAAAUAUUAUUUACCCUCAAACUGUGAUCAGUAGGUUCCUUUAUCAGGGAGUAAAAUCGUCAAUUGUCUAUGAAAGAGGUUGAGAAAUCUAUUUGUUAUCUGUACUUAGUGUAAUUACUGUUGCGUAGAAGUAUUCUGUUUUAGCACAAUGAAUUUUAUCGAUUUUGACAAUGUCUUUUUAUACUUUAACUAAAUCUUCUUCGGGGCCACAGAAAUAGAUGCUAAAAUAAAGCUAAAAUUUAGUUCAAUGUAACACAAAUUGUCUUAUCCUUUUCAUAGUAUGAUUUCAUUUUCUCACAGCGCAAAGACAGUAUAGAGCUAUAGUUGUUAUACGCGACAAUAGAAGUUGUUGAGGAGAUAUAGCUAAAAGCGUAGAUUUUUUUUAAGGUUUUAGUUUAAAUAAAAGGAGUAUGAAGAGUUUUUAUUAAAUUAAUUCUCUUGCGCAUGUUUAGUGUCUGCUUUACCAAAUACUUAGCAUUUCUUUGUUUUUGAUGACUCGGAAGGCAACAACGCUUUGCUAAUCCUGCCAAAGUACGAUUUUGGCUUUGUUUGUAAUGUUCUUUUUGGUUUCAUUGUACAGUACGAAUGGAUUACUGCAGUUACUAUUAAUCUACAUGGACAAAGACUAUUUAAAAAAAGUUAUUUUGUAUUCGAAUGAACGAACUACUUGGCCGUGCGCUGAUUUGUUUUAUUUAUAAUUGUAUUUAAAAAGAAACACUUCUUACAAAGAUUUAACGACUCCUGUUUUACCAGAAAGAACAUUACAAGAAACGAAUACAAUACAGAUCUCUAAAAAUGACAUUUUGCGAUUCUGAAAGUGUUGCAAUCGUCUCUAUUGUUAAGUCUAGGUUACGAAUAGAAUAUAACACGAAAAAAAUAUAUUAUUAAUAUAGACAUAUAUUAUAUGUAUCUUCGAAAUGAUAACCCAGCCAUAAUAAUAUAUUUUGGUAUAAGGAGGUAACAUGUUAAAUUUCCUAGUUGUAUGAAAAAAAAGUUGGGUUGACGGAUAGUUCAUAUUUUCUUUUUUUGGAAGUUUUUGGUAGUUUUUCGAGCUUUCACCAGUCCACCCAGCUUUGGGUAGCACCACAGAGUAUGUACUAUGUCGACGUGGUAUUGAUGUUUUAAAAUCGUAUGAAUUAUCCCGGCAAAGGUUUUCAAAUGUGCUUCCAAUUUUAUUUUUUUUAUAUGUUGACUAUAAUUUUACUCUAUUGUCUAUGUAGUUGUGUGAGGAGAUUUUUUUUUCAAUUACCUAUGCUAUUAUCCAAUCGUUUUGGGUACAUUUGAAAAUGUUGGCUUGGCCUGAAAUAAUAGUGAUGCGACGCACUUAUAUUUAUGGUAAAAAAAUCAAAGGAUAUCCUUUCGAUAUUUUUGUCUAUUAUUCUCAAUCCGCAAAUUUAUACCAAUUACAUAUUUUAUAUUUUAAAAACUGGUAAAAAAAAUUUUGAUGGAAUUCUCAAGGGUCUACAUUGUCUUAAAUUGCUGUUACAUAUUAUUUCAUUUAUUUUUCAGUUUAAAAUCAAGUCACACAAUUUUUAUAUUAAUCGAGUAUGGAAACAAAUGUAAAGAAUUAACAUCUGUCAGAUAAAUCAGGGUCCACAAUUAUUACAAAAGUCCUUUCACUCAGUACAUAUUUAACGAAGUUGCGCAAGCAUUCUUUCUAAUUGGUUCAGACUUAUUUAUUUAAUAAAUAAGUCUGAACCAAUUAGAGAGAAGAAAGAAAAAAAUCUUUAUUAGAGCAUUAGCUUAGCUCUACAGGUGUUUCCCAUAAGCUAUUAUUAACAGCAAUUUCCUGACUUUCUAUUACUAUUCACGAUUUUAUUCUAAAAUCUUUUACAUAUUUUUCAUCCAUGAACGCAACUUAACAAAAAUAAACUCAAACUUUCAGUUUGCUCAAAAUGGGGUGAAAAGUUGCAUUAAUUAUAAAUAAAGGUUUGAAGCUGUCUUAUGUUGCAUUGAUAAAGGUCCGUUUAUAUCUACAGACACAGUGCGUCACAGACAAGUAUCGUGGCAGACACCCACAGACACCGUCUAUUCACACUGCCCAGCAGCUGGUAGCUAGAGACACCUAAAGUCCUUUUAAUGAAAUUAGUCUGCCACGGCACGUGUCUGGCACGCUAAAUGUCUGUAGAUAUAAACGGACCUUAUGAUGUGGACCAGUCAAAAUUUAUUAUCUGUAAAACUAAAUAAUCGAUAUCGAAAUCACAUUGUGUCGUAUCACUAUUGUUCUUGUAUGUGUAUAAUAAUAAUUAUUAUGUACUAAUCAAUGGUGUGAAACCAAAUUAAUUCGUUCGGAUAAGAAUUUCUAUUACGGAAGAUCAGUUAUACAUGUAACAGAAUAAAAGUUUAUAGCUGGUAUAUUUUUAUUUCAUUACAUGUAAUAAACUUACGUUAUUUUUAAACUAAAA
Bicyclus anynana (squinting bush brown) is the source of this 5725-nucleotide messenger RNA. RefSeq names its product ubiquitin-conjugating enzyme E2 H (gene UbcE2H). Gene Ontology annotation, cellular component: nucleus. Gene Ontology annotation, molecular function: ubiquitin conjugating enzyme activity. The transcript is spliced from 5 exons. The record is from RefSeq and is a predicted model, not a curated record. NCBI's taxonomy places the organism in Eukaryota, Metazoa, Arthropoda, Insecta, Lepidoptera, Nymphalidae. Gene Ontology annotation, biological process: ubiquitin-dependent protein catabolic process; protein polyubiquitination. The coding region runs from base 157 to 753 and encodes 198 amino acids.